AUGAACGAGUUUUACCGAGCGGUGCAAAAGUCCACCAUAGAGUGGUUUUACCUCCAUCACAAACGAGACCUGCCGUGGCGACAGUCUUUUCCCCCCGCCGAUGAAUUGGAAAGAAACACGGGAGCUACUGCUAGAUUGCGCAAUCCCUACCAUGUCUGGGUGUGCGAGGUUAUGUCGCAGCAGACGCAGAUAGGCACCAUUAUUUCCUACUUUGAAAGAUGGAUCUCACUCUUCCCCACUGUGGCCGCUUUAGCGGAGGCCACUGAGGACUCUGUCAAGGCGGCUUGGGCGGGGCUUGGUUAUUAUCGUCGUGCGUUGUAUUUAAAAAGGGGUGCCGAAUACGUUAUGCGACACUUUGGCGGAAAACUGCCCGCCAAAGCAGUUGAAUUGCAGCAAAUACCGGGUAUUGGCCCUUACACGGCUGCGGCGGUUUCAUCUAUCUGCUUUGGAGAAAACAUAGCGGCGGUGGAUGGAAACGUUGUGCGCGUGAUAACCAGGCUGCGCUGUGAGCGAGACGUCGACCCCAAGGCGACAAAGACGAUGAGGGCAGUGACGCAGUGGACGCAAGAAUUGAUGAAUGAAGGGCCUUGUGAAGAUCCCGGCGCCUUUAAUGAGGGUUUGAUGGAGAUUGGUUCAGGUGUGUGUAAACCAUCUGGACGGCCUCUUUGUGAAGAGUGCCCCCUACAGCAAUUUUGCAAGUCGUAUGCUGCAAAGGCAGGUGGUGAGAUGGAGACUAUUGAGGGCAUUGUUCCAUUAAGGUCUGUUGCACCCAAAAAGAAGAAGCAAAUCGUUGUUUCUGUAAUACAUGAAUUUCGUUACGGUGACAUCAAGGAGGGUAUGAUGCUGAGGCGUUUUGUUGUGGUUCAAAGGCCCGAAGAAGGGUUAUUGGGUGGUAUGUUAGAGUUCCCCUCUAUAACGUAUAGCUUAUCCCAUGAAAUUGUCUCGGUCGAGGAGGAGGUUGUUCUAAAUAUGCGUGAACGAUUAGCUGCUAAACAUGGAGCUGUGCGAUACGUGGGCAAUGUUCGGCACAUAUUUUCACAUAUAGACAUGGAGGUGCUCAUUUACUACGCGCUAUGGAAGAGCCCGAAGCCAUACCGUGGAAAAGAUAAUGGAGGUGCCAAGGCGGAAGAGACUGGUUGCUGCAUAAAGGAAGAGGCUGUCCGCGCUUCGCUGGCGGAGGAACUUAGUGUGGCUCCCUCGCGUAUCUUUGUCAAGACGAUGGAAGAGAUUAGGAGCUCGUCUGCUAGCCGUUUGCUGCUCAAGGUGCUCCAGAGGUUGCUUGCAGCUGACCAAGACGGGGACAACGCGGGGUCUUUGUCGACUCGGAAACGUGUAAGAAGGAAAGAAGAAGGCAAAAGGCAACUGACAAAUAAUAGUUUUAUUUGA
This is a messenger RNA of Trypanosoma conorhini, 1386 nucleotides long. RefSeq names its product putative endonuclease III. The record is from RefSeq and is a predicted model, not a curated record. Gene Ontology annotation, cellular component: nucleus. Lineage: Eukaryota; Euglenozoa; Kinetoplastea; Trypanosomatida; Trypanosomatidae. Gene Ontology annotation, molecular function: adenine/guanine mispair binding; 4 iron, 4 sulfur cluster binding; oxidized purine DNA binding. Gene Ontology annotation, biological process: mismatch repair; base-excision repair. The coding region runs from base 1 to 1386 and encodes 461 amino acids. The transcript has a single exon.